Messenger RNA from Aphanomyces astaci, 546 nucleotides. RefSeq lists its product as hypothetical. NCBI's taxonomy places the organism in Eukaryota, Oomycota, Saprolegniomycetes, Saprolegniales, Verrucalvaceae. The transcript has 2 exons. Bases 1 to 546 code for a protein of 181 amino acids. The record is from RefSeq and is a predicted model, not a curated record.
AUGUCGCUUGAUCUGUCCACCGUAACCGCUCUGGGUGUACCUGUCGACCCGUCGAUUGACACCAACCCCCCCGUGAUGCCACGCGGUUCCACCCCCGGGCUGCUUCGUCGUCCCAUAACGUCCGGCACAUCCAACGCCCCAAGCGUUGAUGACAUUGUCACCGACCCGCCACAUUCUACUCGUGGUCAGCUGCCCGUCCCGACUGUUUCACCGCCACCCAACACGUCCCCUACGGAGAACGUAUGGGAGUUCAUGCGUGAAAGUCGUCGCCGCGCUGACCGCGCCAGCUCCAAGGCUGAUAUCGGCACCCACCGUCCCACCAUGCCCCAGCUUACACCCCUCCUGGAACUCUUGAACUCUGGAGCUUCUGGAGGUGCACUGUUUGACGCCUUCGAGCCGCUUCGUCUUGACGUGAAGAAGCCAGUGGUCUGUCGCGUGCAGAUGGACACCGGUUCCUACACCAACACCAUUGACGAGGGCAAAGCCAUGAAGGCUGAUUUACGGUCGAGGGUGGUACAACCACCGCAAGGGUUUCCAACGCGUUGA